Molecule: messenger RNA, 363 nt
Organism: Protopolystoma xenopodis
Lineage: Eukaryota; Metazoa; Platyhelminthes; Monogenea; Polystomatidea; Polystomatidae
Source: the annotation of a GenBank genome assembly
AUGCCACUCCAACAGAAGGCAGAUUAUCAUCUUUUGUCUCCACUCGGACUGGCUCUUUUCUGUCCGCCCAUUUGCAUGAGGCGUCAGUUUUAUAUGCUCCCCUUAACACUACCGACACUUGGUAGAGGCUUGGUUCAGAAGGAAGGAGCGCGAGCUGUAGAUGAUGGGACAAAAGGAGGCUGGGGCAGAUCUAAGGCCAUGACCAGUUUUGCCGUCAGAAUUUCGGCCGGCCGGCAGAAGGGACAGUCUGGCCGAGGCGACUUCUGCAAUCCGAAGGCACUCGAACGCAUGAGAGUGGGUUACAACGUCGGCCGGCAGGUUGGGGAGAGAGGAAGAAAGGGAAAAAUGGAAAAAAAAGAUUAA